Messenger RNA from Funneliformis caledonium, 357 nucleotides. The record is from the annotation of a GenBank genome assembly. Lineage: Eukaryota; Fungi; Glomeromycota; Glomeromycetes; Glomerales; Glomeraceae.
AUGAGGUCAAAAUUUAAGGAUGAACAUCCCUUUGAAAAACGUAAGGCUGAAGCGGAAAGGAUUCGACAAAAAUAUCCUGACAGAAUUCCAGUUAUCUGUGAAAAAGUUGAAAAGUCCGACAUUGCCACAAUCGAUAAAAAGAAGUACCUCGUACCAGCUGAUCUUACCGUAGGCCAAUUUGUAUAUGUUAUUCGUAAACGUAUUAAAUUGAGCCCCGAGAAAGCGAUCUUUAUUUUUGUGGACGAAGUUCUUCCUCCUACAGCUGCUCUUAUGUCAAGUAUUUAUGAAGAGCAUAAGGACGAAGACGGGUUCCUAUACAUAACAUACUCUGGUGAAAAUACUUUUGGAGAUGCAUAA